GUCAUCGUAAACAAAUCAAUUUUUUAAACGACAAUCAUUAAUGGAGUUAUAGGUGGAACGUUCACGCAUUUUCAUCAUCUUCGUCGCAAGAAUCUUGUUCUUUCCUCCCUCUCCGAUGAUCAUAUUCUCUUCUUUAUAGAUUUGCCCUUUUUCACCUCACGAUUUUGUUCUCAUCGACGGAAAUAAUUGCCUUGGCCCUUGGGUUUGCCGUUGUCUGGAAAACCGGUUUGGGUUUGAUGGUUAUAGCUUUUGUUCUAGUCUAGAGGAGAAAGUGCGAUUUCAACCGAUGGGAAACGCCGGAAGCAGCGUAUCGAACGCCCGGCGGAGGAGCAACAGCCAUCGGAGGGCCCACCCAUCCGCGCCUCCACCGCAGCAUCCGCAGCCGGAUGUCAGCCCUAACAUGUACGUCUUUGCGGCGGCGACGCCUUAUCCUCCGCAAUACCCUAACGCUCCGCCGUAUUACCAGUACCCAGGCUACUAUCCGCCGCCUCCUUCCUCUGUGCCGAUCACUUUGCCGGCUCCGUACGACCACCACCACCAUCGCAUGGACUCGAAUUGGGUAAACGGUCGGUACCCUUGUGGGCCCAUCGUGCCUCAGCCAACGCCUUAUGUGGAGCACCAAAAGGCCGUGACUAUACGGAAUGAUGUCAAUCUAAAAAAGGAGACGCUACGGAUCGAGCCAGAUGAGGAGAACGCCGGGAAAUACCUCGUAGCUUUCACCUUCGACGCCACCGUUGCAGGAAGCAUGACCAUCAUUUUCUUUGGACAAGAAGGUGAAGACUGCCACUUGGCCCCUGCCAAGGAAGAUCUGCUUCCACCCGUGACAGUUCAAUUCCAACAAGGUUUGGCCCAGAAGUUCAGACAGCCCUCUGGAACGGGAAUAGACCUUUCAAUUUUCGAUGAAGCUGAGUUGUCAAAGGAGGGAGAAAUGGAUGUAUAUCCCUUGGCAAUUAAGGCAGAGGCAUGCCCAGAUAACCAGAGUGAGGAAAACCCACUUUCUGGGCCUACCAAUUCUCAGAUAACCCAAGCAGUGUUUGAGAAAGAUAAAGGUGAAUAUCACCUUAGGGUGGUUAAGCAAAUCUUAUGGGUCAAUGGAAUGAGGUAUGAGUUGCAAGAGAUAUAUGGAAUUGGGAACUCCACUGAUGGAGAAAGUGAGGAAAGUGAGAAUGGGAAGGAAUGUGUCAUAUGCCUAUCUGAACCUAGGGACACUACUGUUCUUCCCUGUCGGCACAUGUGCAUGUGCAGUGGGUGUGCCAAGGUUUUGAGAUUUCAAACAAAUAGAUGUCCUAUUUGCAGACAGCCUGUGGAUCGCCUCUUGGAGAUCAAAGUCAACAAUGACACUGAGGAAUGAAACAUUUGUUGCUUAUUUCCCUCUUUGUAAAGCUCUUUCAUUUCUCUUUUAUGUGUGUUCUUUUCCAUCUUUUCUUCUUCUUUCAGUGAUAGAAGGGGGUGUCCCAAUUUCAGAAAAAGUUGCUCAGUUGGCAAUUGCAUAGAAAAUGCUUUGCGCAAACACCAUUCUCCUUAUUAUUAUGGCAAAUAUUGAGCAUCGACUCAGAUCGAUGUUAAUAUAAAUGUGUGGUAUUCUG
Molecule: messenger RNA, 1586 nt
Organism: Cuscuta europaea
Lineage: Eukaryota; Viridiplantae; Streptophyta; Magnoliopsida; Solanales; Convolvulaceae
Source: the annotation of a GenBank genome assembly